CCCCACGUGCUGUCGCCAUGACGUCCACACUGCAGACGCCGGCCUUCCGGCUGGCCCCUCCCCUCUACAGCUGCGAGGAUGAGAUUGAGCGCCGCUACGAGAUCGUACCCUCGGUCGUCUGCUCCAUGUGCUGCCUCUUCGGCAUCAUCUACUGCUUCUUUGGCUACCGCUGCUUCAAGGCGGUGAUGUUCCUGACGGGCCUGAUGUUCGGCUCCAUCAUCAUCUUCAUGCUGUGCUACAAGGAGAGGGUGCUGGACACGCAGCUGAGCGUGGAGGCCAGCGUGGGCAUCGGCCUGGGCAUCGGCGUGCUGUGCGGCCUGGUCACCAUGCUGGUGCGCAGCGUGGGCCUCUUCAUGGUGGGCCUGCUGCUGGGCCUGCUGGUGGCGGUGGCGGCGCUGGUGGUGAUGGAGGAGUUCUACCACCCGCGCACGGUGUGGAUCCCGCUGGGCAUGCUGCUGGGCUCGGGCAUGCUGUUCGCCGUGCUGACGCUGCAGUGGCAGCGCUGCUUCACCACGCUCUCCACCGCCGUCUUCGGCUCGGCCGUCAUCACCGUCACCGUCGACUACUUCAUCGAGCUCUUCAUGCUGGUGCGCUACGUGUACGAGCGCAUCAAGGUGGCGCCGCGCCGGCCCGUGUGCUGGUUCAGCUGGGUCAUCCUGGGCGUGUGGCCCGUGCUCACCCUGCUGGGGGUGCUGAUCCAGUGGAAGGUCACGGCGGAGGGGUACUCCCACACUGAGGUGAUAAUCAGCCGGCAGCAGCGGCGGGUGCAGCUGAUGCGGAUCCGGCAGAAGGACGAGCGCAGGGAGGGCAGGAAGAAGAAGAAGAAGCAGCAGCGGCACUACCACCCCCACCACACGCACCACCCCAAAGCCAUGCAGCCCGAGCCCGCAUACCGCCGCAAGCCCAACCCCAUCCGCCGCUACGACGGCGACGUGCUCUCUCCGAGCUACAUCCAGAGCUUUCGGGACCGGCAGACCGACAGGCACGGGUACCCUCAGGGCAGGAUGGUCAGCGGGACCCACACCAUGGUGGACCUGGACUACGACUGCGGCUCCACCGUGCCCCUGACGGCCUCGGCGGGGCCCGCCGUGCGGGUGUGACGCAGCCCCCCCGCUGGCCCGCGGCGGUAACGCGGCCGCCGUGCCGUGACUGCACGGGAGGAGGCAGAGCGGCGGGAACAGCCCCACCCCCCGUGCCCUGCAGCCCAGCUCCCUCCCCCUCACGUCCCCCACCGGAUGCGCAAAGCAAAUGCCGUCCCCCGACCUUUGACCCCUGACCCUGUGUCCGUCUUCUCCCCACCCCCGUCACUCCCGGGCCCCAUUCUUACAUUCCCAUGAUGGGGGACUCCCACGGGCUGGGUGGAAGAGACUGGCUGGACGUCCUCUGUCCCUUUAAUAUCCUCAUACUCUACUUCUACGAUUCAAACUCUCUCGUCCAGUAUUAUAUCCGCCUCCCAGAUCACAAUGAAGGCCACAUUCGUACUAUGCUCAAGCGCAGUCCAGUCACAUUGCACACGUUGCACACAGAUGUAUCCAUUACAGUCUGAUCCGCUACACAUGUGAGGUUCUCUUGGCUGCAGCAUGUAUGUGUCUGGGCGGAGGUCGACGUGCUGGCUUCAGUGUGUGUGUGUCUGGGCUGAGGUGGUCCUGUUGGCCGCGGUGUGUGUGUCUGCGGAGAGGUGGUCCUGUUGGCCGCGGUGUGUGUGUCUGGUGAAAGCCACUCCCUGGGGUUCUGGGGAUUCUGGGAGAGCACAGAGUUCAGGGAUGGCCGGGAAUGCACGAGUGUGUGCUCGGCCGACCGUGGCAAUCACAUUAUGGAGUUAUUCAUUUACUAAGAGCUCUGGGAUUCACUCGGGUGGUUUUUUUAAUCUCUGAAUGAAAUCCCCAAGCCCAUCACCUCCUCCCAUACACACACGCAGGCACACACACUCAAACAGCCUAGCUCAUGGGAGUUGGGGCCUGUUUGCAGUCUGAGAGAUGAAGGCGGCAGUGUCCACCUCUGUUGGGUGUGGGAGCCUCAAUAAAGAAGAAAACAGGACCAUUGUUCCAGAGAGGAGAAAGGAAAUAUAAACUAGUAUAAAACAGUGCCCCCUCUUUUUUAUGGAAUGCAGGAACUCCAGCCAAAUCUGCCAGCUGGUGAAGAAAUUUUCCCAUUAAUUUUGGGAAAUUGUCCCUCCCAAAACACUCGCACACAAACACAUACACACGCACACACACACACACACACACACAUAAACACAUACACAGAA
Messenger RNA from Megalops cyprinoides (Indo-Pacific tarpon), 2248 nucleotides. It is a transcript of the gene tmem198aa, whose product is annotated as transmembrane protein 198a. Gene Ontology annotation, biological process: positive regulation of canonical Wnt signaling pathway. The transcript is spliced from 4 exons. The coding region runs from base 18 to 1100 and encodes 360 amino acids. The record is from RefSeq and is a predicted model, not a curated record. Gene Ontology annotation, cellular component: cytoplasmic vesicle; plasma membrane. NCBI's taxonomy places the organism in Eukaryota, Metazoa, Chordata, Actinopteri, Elopiformes, Megalopidae.